CAGGAAAAGCACGAGUAAUCGCCGAUUCGGCAGGAAAGUUCCGAAGUGAUACUAUGGAUGGAUAGCACUGAGCAACUGGGCCAGCCACCCUAUGAGAGAGGGUGAAAUUCCCUCAUGAUGACUUGACGCUGAAGGAACCAGCAAAGGCCGCGGAAACACCGAGUCAGAGCCGCAGAUCCCGUUGCGGGUUCGCAAGACGUCACUCGGGUUUUGCUUUGCCGGGCGACUUUUUGCUCGCCUUGCGCCUUAUAUCCCGCCUGCUUCCUACAUUUUGCGUCUUCGCUUCUACAUUCUACAUUCUACAAUUCCUACUGCACUACUGCACUACUGCACCCACUCACUGCACAUAUUAUUGUGUUGGUGUGCGCCAUCCAAUUGAGAGAACACAAUCCCCAUCCACAUUACUCACCCUCAAACGAACACAAUCGCACAAUGAAGAUCCUCACCAAGGAAGAAGAAGAUGCUCACUACCGCUCCGUCCUAAAAGGCGGCACCAUCGGCGGCGUGCUGGGCCUGAUCGGCGGCGUGGCGGGCGUGCUGGCGUUCAGCAAGCGCAGCGCGACGAUCCGGAACCUGACGCUGCCGAUGAAGUCGUUCCUGGUGACCUCGUCGGGCACGUUCGUGGGCAUCAUCGCGGCGGACCACGCGUCGCGCGACUUCGAGGCCUCGCGGAACGCGAGCCAGGUGUGGUACAAGGACCGCAACGAGCGGCUGCGCCAGGAGGAGCUGGCCUCGCUCUCCACCGUGGACCGCAUCACCGCCUGGGCCAAGCGCGAGAAGUACAAGAUCGUCGGCGCCACCUGGGUCGCGUCCAUGGUCGGCAGCUUCGCCAUGGUCAACCGCAACAAGUUCCUGAGCAGCAGUCAGAAGAUCGUGCAGGCGCGUGUGUACGCCCAGGGCCUGACGCUGGCGGUGCUCGUCGCCAGUGCCGCGUUUGAGAUCCAGGACCAGCGGCGCGGGAAGGGGUUGUUGGAUAAGGCGAAGGCCGAGAAGGAGGCGGCGAAGCAGGAGAGUAAGAGUGAGCCCGCGGGUGAGGAGACCGGGGAUCUGUGGAAGGAUAUGGUUGCUGCGGAGGAGGAGCGGUUGAAGCGCAAGAAGCAGAGUCUCUACGAGCAUGAUUAUCUGGAGGGACAUGCCAAGGCGGAGGAGAAGAAGGGUCGGCCUGAAAAGAAGGAGGAGCAGGCCAAGGGGGAGGAGGGGGAGAAGAAGGAGUAGAUGCUUUUUUUGUUGCUUGAUAGACUUGGAGUGGUCUGCGGGUUUGGACCACUCUGCUUUCUUUUUUUCUUUUUACUUUUGCCUUCUUCGUCGAAAAGAUUUGGGUGCGAGGUAUCACGCUUUCUUAAUGCAUGC
Molecule: messenger RNA, 1350 nt
Organism: Aspergillus brunneoviolaceus CBS 621.78
Lineage: Eukaryota; Fungi; Ascomycota; Eurotiomycetes; Eurotiales; Aspergillaceae
Product: HIG1 domain-containing protein
Exons: 2
Coding region: 433-1215 (260 amino acids)
Biological process (GO): mitochondrial respiratory chain complex IV assembly
Cellular component (GO): mitochondrial inner membrane
Source: RefSeq, a predicted model, not a curated record